Molecule: messenger RNA, 1098 nt
Organism: Sabethes cyaneus
Lineage: Eukaryota; Metazoa; Arthropoda; Insecta; Diptera; Culicidae
Product: putative nuclease HARBI1
Exons: 3
Coding region: 1-1098 (365 amino acids)
Source: RefSeq, a predicted model, not a curated record
AUGAGCAGUGCUGUAUUCUGGUUUAAUAAUAUCGAUAAUUCAACUAACCGUGAAUCAUCAACAUCAACAUAUAGAAUCGAACGCCGGCACAUCAGAGAUCGGUCUAACCCCCUAGAUCUUCCGCCCAACACGUUUGUGCAAUAUUUUCGGGUCAAUAAAGAACUGUUUAUGCAUUUACUUGACAUCAUUGAUACCAACAUGGGCCCAACUAUAGGAUCGUGUUCCGUUCCGCCAAUCAUUAAACUGACAGCCUGCAUUAGGUUCUUUGGAGAAGGAAGCUAUCAAAAAGGUGUUGGAAACGACCUGUUUGCAGGAAUUGCGCAACCAACGAUGUCGAGAAUAUUGGCAGAAGUACUUGACAUCCUUGAGAUGAAAGUUUGCCCUUUAGAAAUCAAAUUUCCUGCAGAAGAAGCUGAAAAACUACGAAUCAAAAGGGGUUUCUUUGAAAAAACAGGAUUUCCAGGUGUCAUUGGAUGUGUGGAUGGGACGCACGUCAAAAUUAUUAAACCCAAAGCAGAAGUGCAGCACUCAUACUACAACCGAAAAGGCUUUCAUAGCCUCAAUGUAAUGCUGCUCUGUGACCAUCAACAGAUGAUCCGAUACGUUGAUGCUAGUAGGUCUGGUUCAACACACGACUCUCUUGUUUGGAAUUUAAGUGGACUCAGCACAGCUAUGGAAAUUAACUAUCGACGCGGUGAACGAAAUACGUGGAUUGUGGAUGCCUUGUCAAAUCGUCCACUUGCGAGCGAGUUUAUCUGCGAAGACAAAUUUGAACUUAUUCGGAGAAUCCUCGUUACCUUUAUCAAUGUAAUAUUUUUGGCCUGGGAUUUGCGCAAAUGCACAGGGCAGAUGCGUACCAGAGCUGGCAAUAUGGAAACCCUGGAACCCUCCACCACAGUCACGUAUCUGCAGCCAGCAAACGUCGGUCGUCUCGGCCUUGUAUAUGAGAGUAGUGAAGAGGUUAUACCAGCUGCAAUGAAUGACAAAUAUGUUUACAUCACAAAGCAUCAAGGCGUCGGUCCCUGCUCCACCCUUAGCCGUUUGCCGGGUAAUCCGGGUUCCGGCCCAUCUGGACUUUUUCAAGCGCUCUCUUGUUAG